This is a messenger RNA of Cydia amplana, 1216 nucleotides long. It is a transcript of the gene Urod, whose product is annotated as uroporphyrinogen decarboxylase. The coding region runs from base 70 to 1146 and encodes 358 amino acids. Lineage: Eukaryota; Metazoa; Arthropoda; Insecta; Lepidoptera; Tortricidae. Gene Ontology annotation, biological process: heme biosynthetic process. Gene Ontology annotation, molecular function: uroporphyrinogen decarboxylase activity. Gene Ontology annotation, cellular component: cytosol. The record is from RefSeq and is a predicted model, not a curated record. The transcript is spliced from 7 exons.
AGUUUUGCCGUCUAAUUGAUUUCACUGAUAAUAUAUCUUUAUUUUCUAGAUUUAUUUUAAACCGUUACUAUGGAGUACACUAAUAAGGGUUUCCCUAAACUUAAGAACGACAGAUUAUUAAGAGCUGCAUUAGGACAAGAAGUAGAUAAAGUUCCUGUGUGGGUUAUGCGGCAGGCCGGCAGGUAUUUGCCGGAGUUUCAGAAAGUCCGCGCGCAGCACGAUUUCUUCACUGUCUGUCGGACUCCAGAGCUCGCUUGCGAAGUGACUCUACAACCACUGAGAAGAUACGAACAUAUAGAUGCAUCCAUCAUCUUCAGUGACAUACUUGUUAUACCACAAGCUUUGGGUAUGACUGUGGAAAUGCACCCAGGAUUGGGCCCAGUUUUUCCUAAGCCCCUUGGUGGACCUUCAGAAAUUGAUCAAUUGCAAGAAGAGGGUGCAGUGUCCAGAUUAUUGUAUGUGGGCAAGGCAAUCACUCUUACAAGACACAAAAUAGAAGGAAACGUACCUCUAAUUGGGUUUACAGGUGCACCGUUUACAUUAAUGGGAUACAUGAUUGAAGGAGGAGGCAGUAAGACCAUGUCUAAAACCAAGGAGUGGUUAGAGAACUACCCUAAAGAUGUUCAUAAACUCCUCAGUCUGCUGACAAGAGUCAUUAUUGAUUAUUUAAUCAUGCAGGUUGAUAGUGGAGCCCAGUUGCUACAGGUGUUCGAGUCCAGUGCGGACCAUCUUACACGGGAACAAUUUAUUGAAUUCUCUGCGCCAUACUUGAAAGACAUUAGGAGUGGAGUGCUUCAAAAAAUCAAGGAGAGGAAGUUGGAAAAUGUUCCAAUGACGGUAUUUGCAAAGGGAGGAGGACAUUCUUUAGAUGUGCAAGCUAAACUAGGGUAUGAGACUAUCGGAUUAGACUGGACUGUAGACCCUAUAGAAGCCAGGAAGAUUGUUGGAGACAACAUCACGUUGCAAGGCAACCUUGACCCACAAGAUUUAUAUAAGACUCCGGAGGAAAUCAGACAAAUGACAAUAGAUAUGGUGCGAAAAUUCGGCAAGCACAGAUACAUUGCCAAUUUAGGCCACGGGAUAACCCCGCAGACUCCACUGGAAAGUAUGACGGCAUUUACUGAGGCUGUCCAUGAAGCACUUUAAAAUAAUACACUACAUAUUGUUGGAUUGUUUUAAGAUGUCCGGAUCUUAAAAGCUCUUUCUACCAUUCGGA